Messenger RNA from Pichia kudriavzevii, 1512 nucleotides. RefSeq lists its product as uncharacterized. Gene Ontology annotation, cellular component: cytosol. The transcript has a single exon. NCBI's taxonomy places the organism in Eukaryota, Fungi, Ascomycota, Pichiomycetes, Pichiales, Pichiaceae. The record is from RefSeq and is a predicted model, not a curated record. The coding region runs from base 1 to 1512 and encodes 503 amino acids. Gene Ontology annotation, molecular function: 6-phosphofructo-2-kinase activity; fructose-2,6-bisphosphate 2-phosphatase activity; ATP binding. Gene Ontology annotation, biological process: fructose metabolic process; fructose 2,6-bisphosphate metabolic process.
AUGAGUGAUAUUGCAAACAUUGAGGAGGCAAAGAUCCCUGGUAACUACUCUGCUCGCAAGAUUCAGCGUUGGAACCCAUCUUCAAUUUACGCCAGAACUAUUGAUAAUGAUAGUUCUGCAAAUCUCCAAGCUCUGAGAAGCAGAACAGCUAAUAAGGAUGAUGCCAUUCACAGCAAUCUUCCCGCUGACCAUGUCUCCUUAGCACAGAUGUACUCCACCGAUUCAGGUAAAAUGUUUCAUGCUGGCUCUAUAUGUAUAAUAAUGGUGGGAUUGCCGGGUACAGGCAAGACCAACAUGUCUAUCAGUUUAUGCCGUUACCUCAGAUGGUUAGGUGUUAGGGCCAAGUUGUUCCAUUUAGGCGACUACAGAAGGAAGAAUACCGAUUUAAACAAAGAUAAUGAUUUGAGCUUUGAAAAAUUGGCCGAAAGAUACUAUUUUUCUCCCAAUCCCGAUGAUGUUGAUACUAAAAUCCUUAAGUUGAAGAUUAAAAAUGAGCUGAUAUCUGAUAUGAUGAAAUUUUUUGAAGAAUCAAACGGUCAAAUUGCUAUCUAUGAUGCCAUCAAUGGUAUCUCCAAGGAUAGAGUAAACUUAUACAACUACUUUAAGGCCAGAAAUGUUAGGUGUUUGUUUAUUGAAUCCAUUGUUGAUGAUGAAAAAUUACUAGAAAACAACAUAAAAGAUGCCAUUAAUUCUCCUGAUUACAAAAGUUGGAACAAUCAAGAUGCCAUAAAUCACUUUCAAUUAAGGAGGAAAUUGAGCUUAGAAUCGUACGAGACUUUAGAUACUAAAAAAACUAAUUUACCAUUUAUUCAAACAUACAAUUUUGGUAAAAACAUACUUAUCAAUCAACUAAAACAUGAUUUCUUAACUACUAAAAUCAUAUACUAUCUUCUCAAUACUAAGAUAAAGUCUCAUUCCAUUUAUUUUUCUCGUUGUUCACUGAAUAAGUUAAGUUUUAAAGCUGAUCCUCCAAUCACAGAGAGUGCAAAAGAUUAUAUCUAUAAAGUUUUUAAUACCCUGAAGUCACAAUUCCCUGAGAACGAGAUAUCAAAAAGCUUGAGUGUAUGGACAUCAACUAGACUAAGAACCAUGCAAUCAUCGCAGAUUUUCAAAGAUUGCGGUUGCGUAGUUAAACAUAGACCAGAGUUGACCCAAUUAAACCCAGGAGCGGCUGAAGGUUUAACCAGAGAGGAAAUUAAGAAGAAAUUUCCUGAGGAAUAUGAGAAACAUAAGGCAGAUCCAUACCACCACAGAUAUCCUAGGGCUGAAUCGUACCAUGACUUGGCUUUGAAAAUCGAGCCUUUAAUUCUAGAACUAGAGAAGUUGUCACACGAUGUCCUUAUUAUUGCUGAUGAGACAAUCAUUCGUAUAUUCUACGGUUACUUGAUGGCCUCAAAUGCAAACGAGAUUCCGUCAAUUAAGUUUCCGCAGAAUGAAAUCAUUAAAAUAACUUACCACACUUAUAGUAAUGAACUUGAACAGUUGGUUGUUGAAGGUAUCGAUGCCGAAUAA